AUGGGUAAACAAACGAGCAGCAGACUCACCAAGAAGAAGAAAGUGAACAUUAUCAAAAAGAAGAAGGAAAAGGAUAGAAAGAUUAGAAAAGCAGCCAAGAAUGGUAUCGCUCUCCCAAGAAAUAAGUUAAAGAAGGAUCUCGGAAUUCCAAAUCUUCUUCCUGAUAAAAAACAAAUUCUUGAGAAGAUUUAUCAAAAACGACAAGCCGAAAAACAAGAAAAGAACGAAUUAAAGGCCAUAAGAAGAUUGAAAAAGAACAACGCGAACAAGAAACUAACAGACUCUCCGAGAUGGCUCACCUUCAAUAUUUGGCUCAACGUAAACAAAUGGAAUUUAAUGCUAAAGAAGAGUUGA
Molecule: messenger RNA, 354 nt
Organism: Naegleria lovaniensis
Lineage: Eukaryota; Heterolobosea; Eutetramitea; Acrasida; Naegleriidae
Exons: 2
Coding region: 1-354 (117 amino acids)
Source: RefSeq, a predicted model, not a curated record